CAUUCAGUCCGUUAGUGCUAAGUUUCUGCAGUCUGAAGUUUUGCUCCUCGUCAGUAUGAAUAAUCUGGCUUUUCCUCAGGAGAGAGAUGAAGGCUGGUAUCUGUCACUUAUGGCACCUAAUACUAAGGGUCCACAUUUUGCAUGGCUAGAUCCCUCCAGACUUUACUGCAAUUCCCAGGCCUUGUCAGAUUGUGUGACAGAUCUUCUCAAACCAUUCCAAAAUGAUUUGAUUGACCUGGUGGCUGGAAUAGACGCAAUGGGCUUUAUCCUUGGUACAGCCGUGGCCACCACUCUGGGAAAAGGCUUUCUAGCCAUCCGAAAAGCAGGACACCUUUGUGUAGAAACUCAGACGCAGGAAUAUACUGACUACACAAGAAAAGAGAAACUAUUGGAAGUACGAGCUGAUGUGUUAAAACCAGGUCUGCGUGUUCUUAUAGUUGACCAGUGGAUUGAGACUGGAGGCACAAUGAAAGCUGCUAUCAAGCUGGUAGAAAAACAAGGAGCAUCUGUUGUGGGCGUCGCUUCUGUGGCCAUUGAGAACAGCGAAGGAGGAAAGUGGAUAAAGGAAAACUACAAGCACUCACAUUGCAUCCCUGAGAAACUUCAGUCUCAAAUAGACAGAAAAUAUCUGGACUCUUUCAAGAACUUUGAGCGAAACGUUACAGAGUAGGUACCUCUGAGGACAGCGAUACUAAACAGAAGAAAACCAUUCUGUGUUUGUUCUGUCUAUAUAUGAUACACCACAUAUAAACAUUGUUCUGGUCCAUCUGAAGAUGACUGCAUUCUCACAAUGGACUGAAAGAGAACAUGAUUCUAAAUUAAGCUCUGAUAUUCCUCUUUCUCAAAAGUUGACUUAUAACAGGCUUAGUUUUAAAGACUUAAAACUAAGAACAUGACUAGCUUCAUUAAAGACAUGAUUAGAUUAAAGACUAAAACUAAGAGCAUGAAAUAGUUCAUAAUCUAUUGAAACGUACGUGGCUCACAUUCUUUGUACUAGAGAGCAUGUUAAAGUUUACUACAAUGAAAUUGUUUUUUUUAAUUUCUGUUGUUUGUUUAAACUAAAUUCCUUAGUAACAGUCUACAGAAAACACUUUAGCAGAUUUUAAUUUAAAACAAAUUUGAAAGCAUAGUAUACAAUAACAUGUAACAAGAACAUGUAUAACGAUAGCAUAAAAAAACACAAGCUAGAAAUUGUUACUGUAUAAACCAGAACAAAUCUCCUGUAUAAAUGUGUAUAAAAGUUUCUGAUAGUGUAGUUAAUACUACUGAUUUUAUUGCAACUAUUUUUAAUAUUAAAAAUACAUCAGGUUCAUUAAUUGUGCAAUACAGCAUGAUCUUAAACUGACAUGUAAACUAAAGAAUUCAUAAACCUGAUGCUUAUGAUUGCCAUAAUAUGAUGAUCAUUCUGAAACAUCUAACACUAAUGAAGGCAACGCAACCGAUGUGCAUAGAAAAAAUUAAAAAGACAAGUACAACAUACUACAGAGGAACCUGUCCUAAGUACAGUGUUUUUAACACUUUCUAGUCUCCCUUGUUCAUCUGUACCUAUAGUGUCUGCUUUGGUAUCAGUUUUUUGCAUCAGUUCAUUCAGUGCAGAAUUCUCAGGUUUUCUCUCCCUUUACUGACAGCAGCUUGGAUGUUUCUUUUUAGAAGUUGCAUACAUGUUACUCGUGUUGCUGCUGAUUUCUGUGAAGACAAAUAGAUGGAAAAAUUAGGAGACAUUUUAGCAUAAAUGGUAUUAAGUUUGGUUUAAAUCACUUGUUGAUAUAGGACUUGAUUUUAUUUUAAAAUAUAUUUUAACAAUGGAGAUCAGAACGAAAUAAAAGAUUUGAGGAGAAAUGUCACCUUUUUAACCUGAAAAGUAAAGUAUGAAGGUCAGAAUGUCACCAUUGUUUGUACUUAGAGAUAUCAUGAAGACUUAAUAAACUUCACAUUGGUUUGA
Messenger RNA from Tachysurus fulvidraco (yellow catfish), 1942 nucleotides. RefSeq lists its product as uncharacterized. The record is from RefSeq and is a predicted model, not a curated record. The transcript is spliced from 5 exons. Lineage: Eukaryota; Metazoa; Chordata; Actinopteri; Siluriformes; Bagridae. The coding region runs from base 56 to 670 and encodes 204 amino acids. Gene Ontology annotation, molecular function: adenine phosphoribosyltransferase activity.